AUGAGUCCUGUCAAGAUGGACAAUGCAUCAGUGUUUGCCCUACUGAUAAAAGACAAUGCGGCAGUAAUUGCUCCUGUCAAGACGGACAAUGCAUCAGUGUUUGCCCUACUGAUAAAACACAAUGCGGCAGUAAUUGCGUGA
Molecule: messenger RNA, 141 nt
Organism: Racocetra fulgida
Lineage: Eukaryota; Fungi; Glomeromycota; Glomeromycetes; Diversisporales; Gigasporaceae
Source: the annotation of a GenBank genome assembly